CGGCGCGAUGACGACGACGACGACGACGACGGCGACGACGACGGCGACGCGGUGCGCGCGCGACGCGCGCGCGCGACGGGGAGGGACGACGACGGCGACGCGCGCGCGCGCGCGCGCGACGACGGCGGCGGCGACGCGCGACGUCGACGUCGUCGUCGUCGGCGCGGGCGUCAGCGGCCUGUCCACGGCGCACACGCUGAAGAUGAAAAAGAUGCGCGAGGCGACGGUGCUCGUCACGGAGGCGCGCGAACGCGUCGGAGGGAACGUCACGAGUCGAUCGGAUGGGACGUACACGUGGGAGGAGGGACCGAACUCGUAUCAGCCGGGGGAUGCGAUCUUGACGCUGGCGUGCGACGCGGGGAUGCGCGACGACAUCUUGCUGGCGGAUCCGGCGAGCAAUCGGUACGUGCUGUGGGACGGGAAGCUGCGGAUUUUACCGCACAGCAUUGAGAGCGCGGUGUUGGGGGAUUUUUUGACGUGGCCGGGGAAGAUUCGGGCGGGAUUGGGGGCGAUCGGAAUCAGGCCGCCGGCGCCGGGCAAGGAGGAGAGCGUGAAGGAGUUCGUGAGCAGAAACUUGGGGACGGAGGCGUUCGAACGUCUGAUCGAACCGUUUUGCUCGGGCGUGUACGCGGGUGAUCCCGCGGCGCUGUCGUCCGUGGCGGCGACGGGGCGCGUGCAACGACUCGAACCGCUCGGCGGGUCGCUCGUCGCCGGCGCCAUCAUGGCGCAAAAGGAGGCGGCGCAGAACAAGAAACCGCGCGAUCCGCGCCUUCCCGAGGUCAAGGGCCAAACCGUCGGCUCGUUCCGCGGUGGUUUGAAGACGUUCCCGGAGGGUUUGGCCAAGCAGCUCGGCGACGACGUCGUCAAGUGCAACUGGAAGCUCGUCGGCGUCUCGAAAUCCGCCGAGGGCGGGUACGAGUGCGCGUACGACACCCCAGAAGGGCCGCAAACGGUGAGAACGAAGUGUUUGUUGCUCACCGCGCCGGCUUACGUCGCGGCCGAGAUGGUUAAGGACAUGGCUCCCGCGGCGGCGACGGCGCUGAACAAGUUUUACUACCCACCCGUCGCGUCGGUGACGAUUUCCUACAAGAAGGAUUCGUUCCGCCUCGACGGCACCAGCGCGUUACCCGAAGGCGGCCUCACUGGCUUCGGUCAGCUCCACCCGCGCUCGCAAGGCAUUCGCACGCUCGGCACGAUUUAUAGCUCGAGCCUGUUCAAGGACGACAAGCGUCAACCGGACGACGAGUUCAUGAUUUUGAACUACAUCGGCGGCGCGCGCGACGUCGCGAUUAAAGACUUGAGCGAGGAGGAGCUCGUGAAGCAAGUCCACGAGGACGCCUUGAAGACAAUCUUGAAGCCCGGUACGCCGCUUCCCAAGGUUGUCGGCGUCAAGGUUUGGGAAAAGGCCAUCCCGCAAUUCAACCUCGGCCACUUGGACGUCCUCGCCGAAGCCGAGAACGCGUUAACCGCCGCCGACUGCGGCGAAAAAGACGGCUUGUUCCUCGGCGGCAACUACACCGCGGGCGUCGCGUUGGGUCGAUGCGUCGAGUUCGGCAUCGAGCAAGCGGACGAAGUCGUGGCGUACUUAAACGCCGCAUCCAAGAAGGCCGUCGCGGUGUGAUGCC
Molecule: messenger RNA, 1625 nt
Organism: Ostreococcus lucimarinus CCE9901
Lineage: Eukaryota; Viridiplantae; Chlorophyta; Mamiellophyceae; Mamiellales; Bathycoccaceae
Exons: 1
Coding region: 203-1621 (472 amino acids)
Biological process (GO): porphyrin-containing compound biosynthetic process
Molecular function (GO): protoporphyrinogen oxidase activity, oxygen as acceptor
Source: RefSeq, a predicted model, not a curated record